GGCCAUUCUGCGUCCCAACCAACUUGUUUCUCCUUUGUCAUAUUGAUUUGAUAUCACUUUUUCUACUCUGUAGUGUUACCUCUAUCUUCUUUUAUUAAUGUAACGAUUAUUUGAAAAAGAAUAAAAGAAACAGAAUAAUGGCAGCUUCUUCCAAACUCUUUCUCAACAAAAAUAUCAUACAUAAUAAGCCGAUUCCGAUCACCACCCUUAGUUACUCUUCAUUGAACUGUUACAACAGCCUUUUAUCAAGAUACAAAAACAAAUCUCCUUCUUUGCACAUAAUCACCUCAUGUUCAUCCUCACCAUCACCACCAUCAUCAUCCUCAGAAACCAAUUUAACCCCUGAACAAUUAAAGAUCAAACACUACUAUGACCCCCAUAAUCAAGAUCGAGAUCAAGAUCAAGAUCGUGAUCGUGAUCUGGGUUUCGACGAAGACGACAGGGAACUAAGUGACAUAUGGAGAGAAAUUCAAGGGUCAAAAAAUUGGGAGGGUCUUUUAGACCCGCUGAACUCUCAUCUCCGAAAGGAAAUAAUCAGGUACGGUGAGUUCUCCCAAGCUAGCUACGACUCCUUUGACUUUGACCCUCACUCUAAGUACUGCGGCACGUGUAAAUACCAAGGAGCCCAUUUCUUCGAACGCCUCGAAAUGGCUGAUCGUGGCUACCAAAUCAGCCGAUACCUUUACGCCACCUCUAAUAUCAACCUCCCAAACUUCUUUCAAAAAUCGAAGAUGAGCAGCGUUUGGAGCACACACGCCAAUUGGAUGGGAUACGUCGCCGUUUCGACCGACGAUACCGAGAUUGCCAGACUCGGCCGACGGGACAUCCUCAUCGCGUGGAGAGGAACCGUCACUUAUCUCGAGUGGAUAUGCGACCUCAAGGAUAUUCUCCGAAGGGCUGACUUCGGUACUGAUCCGACGGUCAAGAUAGAAUCUGGUUUCUACGAUCUCUACACUAAGAAAGAACGCGGUUGCAAGUACUGCUCGUUCUCGGCGCGUGAGCAAGUACUCGCGGAGGUGAAGCGUCUUUUGGAGUAUUACGAUGGUGAAGAGAUUAGCAUCACUGUCACUGGUCAUAGCCUAGGAGCGGCUCUCGCCUUGAUCAGCGCGUACGACAUAGCAGAAGUUGGACUAAACGAAAUCCUUUGUGAUGGAAAAGGUGAUAAUAAAUCUUCCAAAAUCCCAGUCACUGUGUUCUCCUUCGCUGGGCCGAGAGUUGGGAAUUUGAAGUUCAAAGAAAGGUGUGAUGAGCUGGGAGUCAAAGUGUUGAGAAUAGUUAACGUUCACGACGUGGUCCCGACGGUGCCGGGGAUAAUAACGAACGAAAAGUUUCAGUUUCAGAAGUACAUUGAGGAAGCCAUGUCGUUUCCAUGGAGUUACGCACACGUGGGAGUGGAGCUGGCUUUGGAUCACACCGAAAGCCCAUUUCUGAAGCCCAAUAAGGAUCCCGGCUCGGCCCAUAAUCUCGAGGCGCUUCUGCACUUGGUGGAUGGAUACCACAGUAAAGGGCGGGGGUUCAGGUUGGCAACGAGGAGGGAUAUAGCGCUUGUGAACAAGAACUGCGAUCUUCUGAGAAGAGAAUAUGGUGUGCCACCAAACUGGCGGCAAGACGAGAAUAAAGGGAUGGUACGGAACAGUGAUGGGCGUUGGGUGUUGCCGGAGCGGCCUAGGUUGGAGGGCCACCCACCGGACAUGGCAGAGCAUUUGAAGAAAGUUCUUAGGAAUAUUAAUGAUGAUAAUGGAAGUAGUAAUGGUAAACAGCAGUUGGGUCCAGCUUAAUUAUUCAAUUAAUUAACCUUGGGUGUGAACUGUCAUUCUCAACUACUAACAAUCAAACUAAACUCGAGUUAAUUAUCUUUUGUGAUACUCCAGCAUUUGCUUGUCAAUUAUAUUAUAUUAUAUUAUAAAUGAAAUGGAAUAGAGAGUAAAUAAUUUUCAUUCCAUUUUUUGU
Cannabis sativa is the source of this 1950-nucleotide messenger RNA. RefSeq names its product phospholipase A1-Igamma3, chloroplastic. Gene Ontology annotation, biological process: lipid metabolic process. The record is from RefSeq and is a predicted model, not a curated record. Gene Ontology annotation, molecular function: glycerophospholipase activity. Lineage: Eukaryota; Viridiplantae; Streptophyta; Magnoliopsida; Rosales; Cannabaceae. Bases 138 to 1778 code for a protein of 546 amino acids. The transcript has a single exon.